Molecule: messenger RNA, 2631 nt
Organism: Ilex paraguariensis (yerba mate)
Lineage: Eukaryota; Viridiplantae; Streptophyta; Magnoliopsida; Aquifoliales; Aquifoliaceae
Source: the annotation of a GenBank genome assembly
AUGGAGAAAAAUGAAGAGACAGGUAGCCCUGGUUGGAGUGCUUCAUUCUUCAUGCAGACAACUGAAGAUGUUGCUCGAGCUGUUGCUGCAGCUGCAACUACUGUUCGUUCUUCACGGCCAUCAGUUGUUUUUUCAUCGAAGGAUGACAGUGGUAGUCAACUUCAGAAACUUCAGAGCCAAUUUUCUAGAGUGCUGAAAGGCUUCUCAAGUCCUCCUGAAGUGAAAAGUGGAACUUACAAUCCAGAAAUCCUAACUAGCCAAAAACGUCAAUGGACAAGCUUUCAGUUGCAGUCCUUGGAUAAUAGAAUUUUCAGUAAACCAUCAAGGCUUCUUGAGAGUGUGGUAGUGGCUGGACUUCAUCCGAACUGUGAUCUUCAGACACUUCACAAGCAAUACUUUGGUAGAAAGUCUGAAGGUUCAGGUAGAUUUCGAAGUGCGCUUAGUGGUCAAUAUCAGUCACGUGUAGAACCGAAUAUUGAGCCACAGGUCUUAUUUGUUUACCCUCCUGAAAAGCAGCUGCCUCUUAAUUAUAAGGAUCUUCUUUCAUUCUGUUUUCCUGGAGGCAUAGAGGUUCAUGCCGUUGAGAGAACUCCAUCAAUGAGUGAAUUGAAUGAAAUACUUCUUGGACAGGAACAUCUUAAACAAAGUGAUCUGUCCUUUGUAUUCCGGUUGCAGGAGAGGAUAUUAAAUAUGGAGAAAAAUGAAGAGACAGGUAGCCCUGGUUGGAGUGCUUCAUUCUUCAUGCAGACAACUGAAGAUGUUGCUCGAGCUGUUGCUGCAGCUGCAACUACUGUUCGUUCUUCACGGCCAUCAGUUGUUUUUUCAUCGAAGGAUGACAGUGGUAGUCAACUUCAGAAACUUCAGAGCCAAUUUUCUAGAGUGCUGAAAGGCUUCUCAAGUCCUCCUGAAGUGAAAAGUGGAACUUACAAUCCAGAAAUCCUAACUAGCCAAAAACGUCAAUGGACAAGCUUUCAGUUGCAGUCCUUGGAUAAUAGAAUUUUCAGUAAACCAUCAAGGCUUCUUGAGAGUGUGGUAGUGGCUGGACUUCAUCCGAACUGUGAUCUUCAGACACUUCACAAGCAAUACUUUGGUAGAAAGUCUGAAGGUUCAGGUAGAUUUCGAAGUGCGCUUAGUGGUCAAUAUCAGUCACGUGUAGAACCGAAUAUUGAGCCACAGGUCUUAUUUGUUUACCCUCCUGAAAAGCAGCUGCCUCUUAAUUAUAAGGAUCUUCUUUCAUUCUGUUUUCCUGGAGGCAUAGAGGUUCAUGCCGUUGAGAGAACUCCAUCAAUGAGUGAAUUGAAUGAAAUACUUCUUGGACAGGAACAUCUUAAACAAAGUGAUCUGUCCUUUGUAUUCCGGUUGCAGGAGAGGAUAUUAAAUAUGGAGAAAAAUGAAGAGACAGGUAGCCCUGGUUGGAGUGCUUCAUUCUUCAUGCAGACAACUGAAGAUGUUGCUCGAGCUGUUGCUGCAGCUGCAACUACUGUUCGUUCUUCACGGCCAUCAGUUGUUUUUUCAUCGAAGGAUGACAGUGGUAGUCAACUUCAGAAACUUCAGAGCCAAUUUUCUAGAGUGCUGAAAGGCUUCUCAAGUCCUCCUGAAGUGAAAAGUGGAACUUACAAUCCAGAAAUCCUAACUAGCCAAAAACGUCAAUGGACAAGCUUUCAGUUGCAGUCCUUGGAUAAUAGAAUUUUCAGUAAACCAUCAAGGCUUCUUGAGAGUGUGGUAGUGGCUGGACUUCAUCCGAACUGUGAUCUUCAGACACUUCACAAGCAAUACUUUGGUAGAAAGUCUGAAGGUUCAGGUAGAUUUCGAAGUGCGCUUAGUGGUCAAUAUCAGUCACGUGUAGAACCGAAUAUUGAGCCACAGGUCUUAUUUGUUUACCCUCCUGAAAAGCAGCUGCCUCUUAAUUAUAAGGAUCUUCUUUCAUUCUGUUUUCCUGGAGGCAUAGAGGUUCAUGCCGUUGAGAGAACUCCAUCAAUGAGUGAAUUGAAUGAAAUACUUCUUGGACAGGAACAUCUUAAACAAAGUGAUCUGUCCUUUGUAUUCCGGUUGCAGGAGAGGAUAUUAAAUAUGGAGAAAAAUGAAGAGACAGGUAGCCCUGGUUGGAGUGCUUCAUUCUUCAUGCAGACAACUGAAGAUGUUGCUCGAGCUGUUGCUGCAGCUGCAACUACUGUUCGUUCUUCACGGCCAUCAGUUGUUUUUUCAUCGAAGGAUGACAGUGGUAGUCAACUUCAGAAACUUCAGAGCCAAUUUUCUAGAGUGCUGAAAGGCUUCUCAAGUCCUCCUGAAGUGAAAAGUGGAACUUACAAUCCAGAAAUCCUAACUAGCCAAAAACGUCAAUGGACAAGCUUUCAGUUGCAGUCCUUGGAUAAUAGAAUUUUCAGUAAACCAUCAAGGCUUCUUGAGAGUGUGGUAGUGGCUGGACUUCAUCCGAACUGUGAUCUUCAGACACUUCACAAGCAAUACUUUGGUAGAAAGUCUGAAGGUUCAGGUAGAUUUCGAAGUGCGCUUAGUGGUCAAUAUCAGUCACGUGUAGAACCGAAUAUUGAGCCACAGACCCGGCGGCUUCAAUGGGCAGAGCGACUCACAGUCACAGGCAGUUAUGCAGCUGGGACUGUUUAUGCUGUAUAG